ACGAGGGCUGGCGGAGAUGGGACUUCAGGCCGCAGGGACACGCUUGCACCGGCCGCACCUGACGCCUACCAACACCCCGACGGCCUCGCGGGCCGCCUUCCCCGCCGUGGCCUCGUCUCCGGUUAAGCGGCUCUUCGCCUCGCCCUUCCUCGGGAUCGGUUCGGCCAAGCUGUGCAGGACCCGGUCGCUGGAGAUUCUGUGGGGGAGAGGAAGGCGAAGCCAGGAGCGAGUCCUGCGCCGGGCCUUCAGCGCCAGCAUCGAGCGCUUCGCGGUGAAGGGUGGCGACUACGAGGACGAGGACGAAAAUGAGGUGUUGGGGCAGAGGCUCGAGGACACGGCCCUCGAUCUCCAACGGCAACAAGGUGAUGGCAGCGAAGACGACGCGAUCCAUUCUGAGUCGUGGAGUGAAGAAGGUGAUGUGUUGGCCACCACUGCGUCCCUCUGCUCCGAUUCGAGACCCGCGCCUUCGUCUCCGCCCGAAUCGAAGAAGCAAGAGCCAUCGACGGAGCCGCCGUGGCUCCCCGUCUUCCCGGUGUCGCCAGACUGGCCCGACCAGAUCGUGCCGGCGAGCGUGGAGAAGAACGCGAACAGCAUGGAGCUGCCGCUGUCGCUCAGGAUCAUAAAGCGGAAGAAGCGGUGGGAGGAGGGGUGGUUCCUGGAGGCGGGCGAGUCGGCCUGCUGCUCGGUGAAGCGGGCCUUCUCGACCAUGGUGUUCAUGAUCCGCGAGCUCCAGAAUCACACGCUCCAAAUGCGGGAGGUGAUCUACCGCGAGGACAUCCAGGGGAUCCUGGCGCGGGUGCAGCGGGAGAUGAACUUCUCCUUCGUCUGGCUCUUCCAGCAGAUCUUCUCCUGCACCCCGACCCUCAUGGUCUCCGUCAUGCUCCUGCUCGCCAACUUCACCGUCUACUCCAUGGGCCACCUCGAUGACGCCGCCAUGGCCACGCCCAAUCCGCCGAUCCAGUCGAUGAUCGUGAUGGAAGACCUUGGCCAAAACCACGAAGAACGCUCCUCCAUCAGGUUGUUCUCUUCGAUCGGAAAAAGGACUGCUUCCAUCGGAGGAACCGGUGCGGGGGGCGGAGGGAACGCGAAGCCGGUGGCGGGGGCCACGGACGAUGGGCGAUCGGAUGACGUAUCUUUAUCGUACCGAAAAAUUAUUUACGACGGCACGUCGAGGGCGCCGGCAGUGGUGAACACAGAAGAGGGAGGAGGGGGAGAGGACGCGUUUGUGGCAGAGGCGACGGUGGAUGAGGAGGCGGAGGAAGCGAGAGUUUGGAAAGGGAUACUGGAGGAAGUUUCGAGGAUGAAUGCGGACGCGAGGGACGCGGCGCUCAUGGACCGGGAGACGCUGCUGCGGCUCGUCUCGCCCAUCACGGUGGAGCUUGCGCCCGACGACUACCCGGUCUACUUGCAGACGGAGAUCAUGUACCAGCAGGCCCUGUCGCAAGACCCUGAGAACGCUCUUCUGCUCGCCAACUUUGCUCAGUUCCUCUAUCUCGUCCUCCGCGAUCACAACAGGGCGGAAUACUACUUCAAGAAGGCAGCGGGGUUGGAGCCGGCGGACGCGGAGGCACUGAGUCGGUACGCGAGCUUCCUGUGGCUGGCCAGGAAGGACCUUGUGGCCGCGGAGGAGACCUACUUGGAAGCCAUUGACGCGGAUCCCAGCAACAGCGUCCACAACGCCAACUACGCCCGUUUCCUGUGGAACACCGGCGGCGACGGCACCUGCUACCCAUUAGACUGCAACGACGCAUACCAGUAGUCACUCACCACCACCAACAAGUAACGAAUAGCAAUAAUAAUUCACCUUCACUACCACAUCAACGCAAGAAUAAUAAACAGGAAAUGAUUCCGAGAUCUGCUAUCUAAAUAUUAUGUAUAUACAAUAGAUAUAUAUAAAGUUUGGAAUUGCAUUAAGGAAGCUGCUGCAAAGACUUGCUACGAAGUAGCAGAGACUUGAGAAACCUCACGGACGAGAUGGUGAAGCAGCUGCAGCUGCAGCUGCGGCCGGUGGAUGCUGCACAUCAUACUCCUCGACUGUGCACUGCAGCAGCUUCUGCCGUGGAGCACAUGGGCGAGUUCGUAACAUAGGAGACGUCGGAUAAGAGGUUUGGAGGGGGCAAUGCGGAAGACAACACGCCGAUCUGAACGAAGGUGGCGAUUCGGGAGGGUCACCUGCUGUCCGUAACUCGGUUUCAAUGCCCCUUUCUCUU
Musa acuminata AAA Group (dessert banana) is the source of this 2210-nucleotide messenger RNA. RefSeq lists its product as uncharacterized. Bases 17 to 1759 code for a protein of 580 amino acids. Gene Ontology annotation, molecular function: protein binding. The transcript has 2 exons. Lineage: Eukaryota; Viridiplantae; Streptophyta; Magnoliopsida; Zingiberales; Musaceae. The record is from RefSeq and is a predicted model, not a curated record.